AUGGACGGCGACGAAGGUAAAACGUUUUAUGUUAUUAGAUUUUUAGACCAAUUUUUUGAAAAUUAUUGCAUCGAAAGACACUUGAACUGCCUUAUCAAUAUUUGUAUUUCCUUUAAUUCCAGAAUGCAAUUUUGAUCUUUGGUAUGAUAAGUAAGUUAGUCAAAUAUGACAUAAUUUUAUGUUAUGAAUAUUUCAUAUAUUUAAAAUUUUAAAUAAUAUAUAUGUACUCCGUUGAAAACCAAGUCUCAAAUGUAUUAGACCUCCCUACGUCAGGGAGGUCUCCGUCUGAAUGUUUUGUAGAAUUCUGAUCCACUUUUCCAUUUAAUAAAAUGUGUGUUCUAUACUAUAUAUACAUAUCAGUAACUUAUAAAAAGGAUUCAACAUCAACCAAUUUUGUAGUCCAUAAUUUUGGCGGAUUGGCUCCUUGGCUUUAGGAAUGCUUAUUAGCUAACACAUUAUUGGGGCUUGUAUAUUAGCGUCAUAAACGUCCGCGGAAAGGCUUCUUUUUAUUGGCAACUAUAUAAAGUACCAUGCUGUUCUGUCUUCCUGAAAUCAGUGAAGAAUGAAAUGUUUUUGUGGCCAGGGCUCGAAAUAGCGAGCUGCCAAUGGGCAAUAAUGGCCAAAAGCAGGCCAUAUUUUAGAAAUGGCAGGCAAAAACAAAUUUGUAAAAAGUAAUGGCAGGUGAAAUUUUAUAGAUAUAUUUAAUUUCAUUUGCUUACCACAACUCAUAUAUACUAGGUCAUAUUUAGGUGACUAAGUACGUUAAAACUGUUUAGACUGACAGGCCGUAUUUUUUCUCUCCUUCGAGCCCUGCUGUUGCAAAUUAAUUUCAGCUACAGGCCAUUCAAUUUAAUAUCCACACACCCCCUAUGGAUGAGAUCUGUCAAAUUUUAACCACUAAGAAAAAAAGAUCAAAGUGCUGACACAAAAAUUCCCUCAGAAAUUUGUAAAUUUUUCCCUUACCCCUCAGAAAAAUUGCAGAGAUAAAAGGAUGCCGACAGGUUUAACCCCUCAGAAAUGACUUUGGGGUCACCCUUCAGGAAAAUUCAUCUAAAAGGGGGGGGGCAUUAAACGGAAUCUCCCCCAACACCCUAGGGCUUAUAUUUGGAAGGCUGAGGGAGGUACAACUUAUUCAACAUGAAUCAUGAGAGAGUAAAGUAAAGAUUUUAAUUAGCAAUCACUGCAUAAAAAUGGUCCAUGCAGGUAAAUGCACUAAACAUGCUAUAUGUAGACAUUUUAAUUGACUGAAUGUUAAAUUAGUUACAUGUGGUUGGUUUACAUAUAUUUCCCAAUUCUUACCCUAUUUUAGAUAGCUAAUAGCCUAACGACAUAUCUUCUUUUUGAACUUCAGUCUUGGAAUUCUUAUUACUUGUGAAUUAUGAUAUUUUGUUACUGAUUAUUACUGGUUACUGUUAUCUGCCCAGUUAUUGGUAUUUUGGUGAUUUUAAUUUUGUGAAUCGACUUCAACGGAAAUUUUAUUCGUUGAGGAGUGGCAGAUAUGCAGUGUGAUUAAUUGUUUCAUUUGUAUAUAGUAAUUAGAAUCCCAUAGUUUGAAUUUUAUAACAUAUACUUCAAAAGGUUUAUAUGGAUAUAUUUUUUAAUUGCAUAAUAAUGCAAAUGUAAUAUUACAUAAUAAUAAUUAUGUAAUAUAAUUCAGAGUUCUUGAAGAGAAGAUGGAAAUAGGAAUAUGUGCUGCCAUAUAAUUUGUAGCUAUAUUUGUCCCAUUCACAGUAUGUGCGUCUUAUUUUUAGCGAUUAUCCAGAAUCAAGCACAGAUGAUGUGGAAGUGAGUAAUUUUUCCAAGAUUGUUUUGUCAUUGUUUUGUCAGCAGUACUCUCCGAAAUGUGCAGAUCUUAAUCCAUUUGUGUAUGGUUCUAAUGACUAAAACAAAAAUAUAAAUUUCCAGUUCCAAAAAUAUUGUCUUAAAUUGCACUUGUUGUUUUUCCAUUUACUGUUCCAGAAAAUGUUAGAAAUACACUCUAAAAGACUAUGAAAAUGCUAUUUCCGAUAAUCUACAGACUCCAAAAUUUGAAAAUGUCUCCAUGACCAUGAUUUGGAAAAUUGUGUAUGAAGUUCUAAAAUCUUGCUAACAAAACCCUGUUUCCUGUUCUUCAUGUAACUGAUGUUGUCUUCCAAUUUAUUUCAAGUGAUGUCUUUGAUAUACUGGUUAAUUUAUGAAAUUCCACAAUGUACAGUGCCACUUUCCACAGCAAAAUUCAUGGAUUCCAGGUAGUUGGGGAGGGGGGGCGUUCUGGACCAAUCUAUCCGAUCUCACAUGGUCACGUCUGUAGCAUUCACUUAGCUGCCUAAAUACCUACCCUCGUGCCUAACCCUGGUAGUGAUGUCUGAAAAUCAAGGAUAGAAAAAACCUGUUUUGUCUUUUUAGUUACAAUGUAAUAUAAUGCGUUACAGGCUACUCGUUACAUUUGUGAUAAUUUUAGCCUGUAAUUCAUUUUAUUUCUGAGAAGGAACGGAAAAAACGUAAUUAAUUACAAAACCGAGGAACCCAUUACUUUUGCGAACGAAAAAUUACAAAUUCCAUUUUUCAAAUUCCUCUUCUGGAAUUUGUAGUUACAGUUAAGAAAAUUCUGAGAAAAUAUGAUUCUAUUGAUUCAUUAAACCAUCAAAAUGACUUCAUUGACAAAUUAAAUGAAACUCGACCCUGUGAAUAUUAUGUCAUUUCAAGCUCAAAUAUAUUAAUGGUUUCGGUAUUAAAAAUAUAAUGCGUGUGGAGGUCUAAUUACCUAUUUUAAAAUUAAAUUAAUGUAAUCUGCAACGAUGAUUAUAAGAUGCAAUUUUUUCCUAAUUAUUCGCGUUUAUAGUACUUGUGUUUAAGAAUUUGUAUUGUACGUGUUCGUCUUUUUUUAGCGUUUGCUCUCAAGAAAGUCUCAUUCUAAGUUCCAAUACGUCAAAGUUUAUACAAUACAUAUAUUAUUCAGUUCACUCCCCAUUGCGGCUUUUCAGUGACCAAAGUUAUUUAUUUUCAGAACUUUAUAAUCAAUUCAAAUAUUAUUUGCCCACUCAUCAACAAAUUCAGAUAACAAAUUAACAGUCUUAACAUUGCAGACAUGUGGUAAUUGACAUUGUUUUUCCCUAGGACGGUAAUGCUGUGGAAAUAAUCACCAUUCCGGACAGCCCUAUUAAAAUAAAAAAGGCUGAAGUGCGACAACCUUGUCCACAGGUCCCCAUUAUUAUUGACGACUCCCCAAUCAAGAAGGAGUUGCCGAUUCUAGAAAAAGAUGGCGAUCGUUUUGACGGCAACCCUGUAAAACCAAUGUUGUUUCUCGGAAAGAGGACUUUAACUUCUGAUCAGAUCAUAUCACUACUGUUUAGCCCUGAUCCACAUAUGGUGUGUUCGAAACAGCCAUUGAAAGUGCAAAAAAACUGUGAAUUUUUGGUUGACUUACGACACAUAAGCUUAGAAGAUCUUAGGGCCGAUGGAAAUCCUCCCUAUGACAAGUAUGGAGGCUUCAGGAAGAAGAAUAUCCGUGUGGAAAAGAACAAAGAUGGAGGUUACGUGCUUUCCAAUGUAUCCUCAAAGGUGGAGACGAUCACCAGAAAUGAUCAGUAUGUUCUAAAUCGAAUCUAUCACACAAAAACAUUCGAAGACGAGAACGAUUUUCAUCGCAAGAUCAUCUACGUUUCCGACCAUAGCGGAAACAUUGUGAACAAUGUUGCCCUCGUUCAGUACUCGUUUGAACAUGAGGAAGUCGCUUUCGACCUCCAACCUCAUGGGAACUCAAAGAAAGGAAGAGGAGCGAGAGGCUUUACUCGCACGCAGCCAUCCACUCUGGCAACCCUCAAGGAGAAAUGUGCGACUCUUGGACCCAGGGAAGCUGUUCGGCAAUCGAAGGCCAGUUGUUGA
This is a messenger RNA of Paramuricea clavata, 3864 nucleotides long. The record is from the annotation of a GenBank genome assembly. Lineage: Eukaryota; Metazoa; Cnidaria; Anthozoa; Malacalcyonacea; Plexauridae.